CGGGUCCUUCCUCAAUCUUAAGGUGGCGACGCCAGGAGCCUUAGCUCUUGCUGUGGACCUGAGAUGAUCUAAAGCCGGGGACUCCGCCUCAUGUCGAAGCUAAGCCGGGCCACUCGGGCCCUCAGGAAGCCCGAGGCCGGCGGCGUGAUCCGGACCAUCGUGCGGGCAGGCCAGGCCAUGCCCGGGCCCCCACUAGGCCCCGUCCUGGGUCAGCGAGGCGUUUCCAUCAACCAGUUCUGUAAGGAGUUCAACGAGAAGACCAAGGACAUCAAAGAAGGCAUUCCUCUGCCUACCAAGAUUUUUGUGAAGCCUGACAGGACAUUUGAAAUCAAAAUUGGCCAACCCACUGUUUCCUACUUCCUGAAGGCAGCUGCUGGGAUUGAGAAGGGGGCCCGGAACACAGGGAAAGAGGUGGCAGGCCUAGUGACACUGAAGCACGUGUAUGAAAUCGCCCGUGUCAAAGCUCAGGAUGACGCCUUCGCCUUGCAGGAUGUGCCCCUGUCCUCUGUUGUCCGCUCCAUCAUUGGCUCUGCCCGUUCCCUGGGCAUUCGUGUGGUGAAGGACCUCAGUUCAGAAGAGCUGGCAGCUUUCCAGAAGGAGCGAGCCCUGUUCCUGGCUGCUCAGAGAGAGGCAGACUUGGCAGCCCAGGCAGAAGCUGCCAAGAAGUGACCCCUGCCCCCCACCCUCCAGGAUUUUGAAGGGGCCAGUUGGGAAGGCGGGGCCAGCGGGGAGGAAGGGAGGUCACAUCAACCUGAUUAUAUUUUUCUGACUUUAAAUUAUGUAUGCAUGUGUGGUUAUAUCAAAAGGAUCAAAUGUGAAUAAACAUCUUUUGUCACCCGCUCUCAGUUUCUGCCUUGGGACCCCAGAGAAGGGGACCUCAUCCACGCAGAGCGACUGCCCAGGAUCUGAAUUGGCAGGGGUAGCAGAAAAUCCUGUGUUUUCCCAUUUUCCAGGGGUGAGAGAAAGGGCAAGGUAGGUGGGGGCAUGGCUGCUGGACUUGGGUGUACAGAGGCAGCAGAUGUUGUUUCUGCUUCCAUCAGAAAUGCCUCCUAUCUCUUGGGGACUUGCCACCUCAACAGAGACAGAACCCUUUGGGGACUUCAGGUCACAGCCCCAAGCAGGGUUGCUACAUGGAGUGCCCUGGAUCCCAAGGGCUACUUCAGGCCCCUCUAUUAAGCUGACCCUGGCUCUGAGUCAGGUGAUAUCUGAAUGUGAAUUAUUGUGGGGUUUAUGGCUACAGACCCAUGGAAGAAGCAAAGCAUCGGUAGGUACCUGCCCAUGGUGGGAGGAGUCCUUGGGAAGCCCUGGCCUUUUGUUUUUCCAUUAGUCAUAAUAUCAAGGACUAUUGUCUCCUCAGAGAAAAGAGGAGGAGUUGGGGGGAAAAUGGGAUUCACAUUUACUAAGCACCUGUUGUGUGCUAGGUACUUGGUUUUACACCGAGAAGAUUUGGAAAGCAUAGAAAAAACCCUACAAGAAAAGAAAAGCCUCAAGUAAUCCCCUCACCUAGAUGAGAUUCCUGGCAAUAUUGUGGUAUAUAUCUUUUCUGCUUGUUUUUUUUUCUUUGUGUUUAUAUAUAAUACUUUAAGAAUAAAACAAAUUUGGGUCAUACUCUAGA
Molecule: messenger RNA, 1615 nt
Organism: Lagenorhynchus albirostris (white-beaked dolphin)
Lineage: Eukaryota; Metazoa; Chordata; Mammalia; Artiodactyla; Delphinidae
Gene: MRPL11
Product: mitochondrial ribosomal protein L11
Exons: 6
Coding region: 91-669 (192 amino acids)
Biological process (GO): translation
Cellular component (GO): ribosome; mitochondrial large ribosomal subunit
Molecular function (GO): structural constituent of ribosome; large ribosomal subunit rRNA binding
Source: RefSeq, a predicted model, not a curated record